This is a messenger RNA of Dioszegia hungarica, 3279 nucleotides long. RefSeq names its product CBF/Mak21 family-domain-containing protein. Bases 1 to 3279 code for a protein of 1092 amino acids. Gene Ontology annotation, cellular component: nucleus. The transcript is spliced from 10 exons. NCBI's taxonomy places the organism in Eukaryota, Fungi, Basidiomycota, Tremellomycetes, Tremellales, Bulleribasidiaceae. The record is from RefSeq and is a predicted model, not a curated record.
AUGGCACGCGCCAAGCCCUACGCAGCCGCUGGAAAGUCCGCACAAUCUACUCAUUCCGCCCCGCCAGUCAACAAGGGCAAGGCACCCUCAUCGGGCCAAAACGUCGGGGUUAGCGACGAGCUCCGUCAAGCUGUCCUGGAUCUGGGAGGGGAUGAGGAGGAUCUAGCGUUGAUCCAGGGUGUGGAUGAUGAUGCCGAGGGAGCCUAUACGGCUUCGGGGUCGAUAGCGGGCGCAAAGGUCGCGGCUAGUGAGAAGGAGAUCAAGAGGGCCUUGGGGGAGUUUAUGAAGGGGUUGGAUUUUAAGGCUGCGGGUGCGGACAGGCCUGCGGAGGAGGAUGAAGAUGAGAGUAGUGAAGACGAUGAAGAGGAGGAGGAAGAUGGGGAUGAGGAAGAGGAGGAGGAAGAGGAGAAUUCAGAGGAUGAGGAGAAGCCUGUGGCCGCAGCGGCCCCAGCACCACCGACGAAAACAAAGGUCGAACCUCGCAAACCCGUCCUCACCGGCUCUGUCCUCCCUACCGCUACCGCCCCCUCCUCCGACCCUUCACCUACAUCAGCGACCAUCGUCCCCUCCACGCCCGACUGGUCGUCCCUCCUGCCCCCUCUGUCCUCCUCGAAGCCUACUCCGCCCCUCCCGCAAUUCAAACUCCAAGGUCUCCGCUCCAAGGCCGAAGCGCUCCUCACGAACCUCCCCGCACUCAACCGGAAGUCCUCCUCUGCUGACGCCGCGUUCAUCUCGCAGGUGCUGACGAGCGGUACGCAUCAGGAUAAGCUCGCGGCUCUGACGCUGUUGAUUCGCGAGAGCCCGCUGCAUUCCGUGAAGGAGUUGGGGAGAUUACGGGGGAUGACGGGGUACAAGGAGGACUCGGCGGCGGCGGAGGGCAGAGUCGGCGCGGGUGCCGGAGGGAAUAAGGAUCAGAGGGUAGCGGUGUGUAAGGCGUUGGUGGAUUGGUGGGUAUCUGGAGGGGGCAAGGCAUCCGGCAAGCUCAGAUACUUUGCCGACCAGCCUCAAUUGGGCCAUCCCGAUCUGACGGACCGACACCUACUCAUUUUUGCGUUUGAAGAUUUCCUCAAGCGGUGGUUCUUCAACCUGCUUCAGGUCCUCGAGGUCCUCGCCCACGAUCCACUCGUCUACAUCCGGACACAAGCUCUGCAAAUGGUCUUCCGUCUCCUCCAGGGUAAUGCGGAGCAAGAACAAAACUUGCUCAGACUAGGCGCCAACAAGCUCGGCGACACCGACAAGUCCGUCGCCUCCAAAACAUCUCACCUCCUCCUGUCCCUGCUGCAAGUCCACCCCGCCAUGAAAUCCAUCAUCGCGCGUGACGUCUCCGCUUUGGUUCUCAAGCCCGUCGCUCCCACUUCCGCCGCCGCCGGCGCGCCCGGCUCACACGUCCGCUUUGACGACGUCAAGCCCACGCCCAAGUCGGCCGCUACCAAGGCCGACAAGUCGGACACGCAGAGCCACGCGCGGUAUUACGGGUUGAUUACGCUGAACCAAAUCACGCUUGCGCGGGGGGAUCAAGAGCUCGCUGGGAAGCUUGUCGAUCUGUACUUUGAGAUCUUUAGAGAGAUCCUGGGUGAGGAAAACGGGAAGGAUGAGGCCGAGGAGGGGAUCGAGAAGGUUACGGGGAAAGUGGGCAAGUGGGAGGGGAGGCGUAAGAAGUCGGGAGGGAAGAAGGGGAAAGGGAAGGGAGAUGACAAGGAGGGCGAAGAGAUGGAGGCUGCGGAUGCGAGACUGGUGGCUGCGGUUCUGACGGGUAUCAAUCGGGCCGUCCCGUAUGCGAAGCUUGACGAUGCCGUGUUCUCAGGCUACAUGUCAUCCCUCUUCAAAAUCACCCACCUCGGAACCUUCAACACCUCUAUCCAAUCCCUUUCGCUCAUCUUCCAAGUCUCGCAAUCUGCGCCCCCCACAUCCUCUGACCCGUCCUCGUCCACCCCAGCCACCAACCCAGUGACGGACCGAUUCUACCGCACAUUGUACGACUCGCUCUUCGACCCCCGGCUCUUGACGUCCAGCAAGCAGGCCAUGUACCUGAACCUCCUAUUCCGCGCGCUCAAGGCGGAUAGGGAGACCAAGCGGGUGAUGGCGUUUGUGAAGCGGUUAUGUCAGAUGUUUGGGCUGGCGGGCGUGCCGUUCCUCAGUGGGGCUUUGUACCUGCUUGGAGAGUUGUUCAGUACCACCCCCGGUCUCAAGCGGAUGCUCAUCGAGCCUGAAGAUGAUGGGGAAGAACGAUUCGUCGAUGCGCCAGAAGCGGGCGAAGCGCCCCGGCCCGUCUCCGUCCCUGCUGUCGAGGUCGCGGGGAAGGACAAGGUGGAUGAUGGGUAUGAUGGCAAGAAGAGGGAACCGCUUUAUGCAAAGGCGGAGACUAGUUGUCUAUGGGAGAUUCUCCCCCUGACGACGCACUACCACCCCUCCAUCUCUCUUUUAUCCACCCAACUCCUCCUCUCCCUCCCCAUCUCCGGAUCACCCGAUAUCGGCCAAAACACGCUCAUCUCGUUCCUCGACAAAUUCGUAUACCGCAACCCCAAGAAGAAUGUCGCGCAAAAGGGAGCGAGCGUCAUGCAGCCCGCGGCGGCCGAGAGGGGGGGUAUCAAGAUGCAGAAGGGGGUGCAAGGGGCGGGGGGCACGGUCAAUUCCGAGGCGUUCUGGAGGAAGAAGGUGGAGGAUGUUCCGGUGGACCAGCUCUUCUUCCAUAAGUUCUUUUCGGCCAAGUUGGCGCAGAAGGAUGCGGACAAGAAGCGGAAGAAGCCCAAGGCGGGGUCAGAGGAUGCCGAGGAGAUGGCGAUGGCGAUGGCAGAGUCGGGCGAUGAGGCCGGGAGCGACAUGGAUGAGGAUGAGGUAUGGAAGGCGAUGCAGGCGAGUAUGCCCGGUGCGGACGAUCUGGCUAUCACCGAUUCGGAAGAUGAUGAGGAGGACGCGGAUGUCGAUUACUCUUCGGAUGAGGAGGAAGCGGAAGCGGUGGGCGGGAGAGGAGGGCCAGAGAUGGCGUCCGACGAAGAUGAGAACGAGGACGAGGACGAGUCGAUCGACGGAGAAGAUGACGAGGAAGUCGAUAUCGACGACGACUCGGACGACGCCCUUGCCGCAGUCGAGGGCGAUUCGGACGCCGAGGAGGAGGAGGACGACGACGAAUCGGACGACGGAGAAGGUGACGAGGACGACGGCUUCCCCGGCCUGGAUUCAGAAGAGGAGGAUCUGAUCCCCUUGGAUGAAAUGCCGGAUAUCGCCUUAUCGGCGUCGCCCAGUCCCAAGAAAGGAGAUGCCGAUGUUUGCGAGCUAUGA